AUGUCCUCUUCAGGCUGGCACUCUCGCGCUUCUCCUCAUCCUGCCGGCCCAUCCUACGAGCCAUCGCGGUCGGAUCUAUUGCUUGUUCUGAAGCGCAGUACGCGUGUCGAGCCGGAUGGCUUCUCGCUCGCUCUCCUUGCGCCAGAUGUGGCCGUUGACGCGCUCGGACGCGUAUUGACUGUUCCAUCCGACGACUUUGCUGCAUUACAAGCGCUAGCAAGUAACGUCGCAGACACAAACAAAGUGCCAGAUACGGGUUCUUUCGGCAACCAAUGGCGGAUCAAACAGAGGCGCACAGAUUGGCCUAUCGACUCGUUUCGUGUCGCACGAGGACCGGAUGAGGCUCCGCGGGAGGUUGGCGUAUACGGGUUCGACGGUGAACAGAGGGAGCUGAAUGCUCCCGUGGGCGAUAUCACGGAGCUUCCCAAUGACCUGCAUGAGCUUCUGAAGCUCACGCUCGAGGCGCGCGAGGGCUUGGAGGGCGGUGAACGGGAUGACACGGUCAUACGCAAAGUAUUGGCUUUAUUGGACUGA
Molecule: messenger RNA, 534 nt
Organism: Peniophora sp. CBMAI 1063
Lineage: Eukaryota; Fungi; Basidiomycota; Agaricomycetes; Russulales; Peniophoraceae
Source: the annotation of a GenBank genome assembly